This is a messenger RNA of Kalmanozyma brasiliensis GHG001, 3783 nucleotides long. RefSeq names its product FAD-binding, type 1. Gene Ontology annotation, cellular component: cytosol. NCBI's taxonomy places the organism in Eukaryota, Fungi, Basidiomycota, Ustilaginomycetes, Ustilaginales. Gene Ontology annotation, molecular function: sulfite reductase (NADPH) activity; FMN binding; flavin adenine dinucleotide binding. The coding region runs from base 1 to 3783 and encodes 1260 amino acids. The record is from RefSeq and is a predicted model, not a curated record. The transcript has a single exon.
AUGGCUGCUACUUCGUCGCAGACGCUCUACCACAGCGCUGCCAUCUUUGCCGGUGGUCUUGCCAUCGGCGCUGGCACGCUCGCUCUGUCGCGUGCUGCUUUCGCUCCCGCUCACAAGCCCAACAAGUCGAUCAAGCGUAAGGUCUCGGACGCCAAGCUGCGCUCCAGCGAAUCCAAGUCGUCCUCUACCACUGCUGUCACUGCCAAGGACGCUUCCACUCCUCUCGCUGGCAUCAACGGUACCGGCCGUGUCGACCCUCCUGCUUCCAAGCAGCUCGACGAUGUUGACGCCAAGGGUCCCGGACCUGUUGCUCCUGCCAAGCCACAGCUUCCUGGUCACGUCGCUCCCAGCGGCGUCGAUGCUACCGCCGGCGGCCAGAAACUCACUGGCCUCGUCAACUCUCAGCCCGACAACGCCGCCGCUCCUGAGCCUUCGCCUGCCAACCGCGCUAAGCACCUCGAGGCUCGCAUGGACCUCAGCACCGUCCAAGGACCCACCGAGGCCGAGAUUGCUGCCAAGGUCGCCGCUCAGUCUUGGUUGCUCGGUGUCUCCAGCACCAAGCUCACCAGCACUGCUGCCAUCGACUCGAUCGCCUACGGCAACAGCACUGCUAUCUUUAGCUACGAGAGCGAGGCUAACGGUGGCUUUGGCUCCUACAGCGAGAAGGAGGCUCAACAGGCUGCCGAGAAGGGCUGGUUCAAGAACCGUCCCUCGGUCUUCAAGAUGCAGACUCGCUCCGGUGCUGGUAAUGCCAUCAUUGGCUACCUCAACAGCAAGGGUGGCUCUUCGUCCACUGAGCCCGCCAAGGUUGUGACCGCCCUCACCAACGCAGCUGGCUUCGCUGCUAUGGCUCCCACUCUCGCCUCUUACCACGGCUCUGACAACGCCAAGCUCGUUCUGCACGUCUCGGCUGCUACCUACAAUGCCGAGCACGAGGACGAGCUUGCCAUCACCAACGACUACGCCUCGGUUCUCUCGGCUGCUGCUGCCCUCGGCGACUCGUUCGAGGUGCUGCUCUCCGCUACUCGCCAGGAGGCCGUCGAUUUCGCUCAGUACGCCUACCAGUCCAACAAGAACGUCGUUCAUGUCUUUGACGGCGCCUUUGCCGGUCGCGAGGUGGGCCUUCUCAACAUCCCUACCAAGGGUCAAAAGGUCGACGUGCCCGAGCCUUUCAACUUUACUGGCUCGCCCAAGGCCCAGACCGUCCUCGUCGUCCCCAGCGGCUCCCACAGUCAGGCUGCUCGUGCCGUGCUCGUCACCUUGCCUCCUGCCGUCCGCCACAACGUCGGCUUGCUCUCGGUCCGCAGCCUGCGAGACUGGGACGAGGCUGACCUCCGCAAGGCUCUGCCCAAGUCCGUCGAGAGCCUCCACAUUCUCGAGGAGGUCUCUGGCGGUGCCGACUCUGCUCAGCUCUACGAGGACAUGGUCUCGUCCGUUUUCGGCAGUGAAUUCGCCGGCUCCGACGUGCCCUCCCACGUCUUCCCCGUCGCCAUCGCACCUGGUCAGGACCUGACCGCAGGCGAGCUUCACAAGCUGCUUGAGACGCUCAGCGCCAACCACAAGACCGCUCUGAAGCUUCAGGAUGUCCUCGACGAGGCUGCCGAGACCCACGCCGACCUGCUCGCCCUCUCCGGUGCUUCGGUUGUCACCUUCUUCGAUAGCGAGACCAGCCCCACCGCUCCUCUCGCUCAGCUCACCGCUCGCGCCAUCCGUGACCGCGGUGCCGACACUCAGCUUCACGCUCGUCUGCUUUCGCGUUACGACAACUUUGAGGCUUCGGGGAUCAUUCGCUCCGACAUCAUCCUCUCCAGCCGACCCGAGUCCGCUGCCGACGCCCCCAUCGUCCUGGCCGCCGAGGAGAACGCGGCCAAGGUGCUCGUCGUCAGCGACCCGGCUACCACGCUCAAGAGCUACGCUCCCUUCCAGUCGCUCGUCCGUGGCGGCACUGUCAUCUUCAACACGCCUGGUUGGGAGGUUGCCGAGCUCGACUCGAAGCUGCGUGCCGAGGACAAGCGCGUGCUCGCUCAGAAGAGCGCUCGCCUCUUGCUCGUCGACGCUGCUGCCGUCGUCGACAAGCUCAACACCAAGACUGCUAACGCUAGCGGUGGUAAGGCCAAGGUGGGCGACAAUGUUGUGCCCGCCGAGAUCGCCGCCGCCGUGCUCCUCGUCGCUGUUUUGCGUGUCCAGCUCAACACGUCUGGCGCCGCCCUCGCCGCUUUCCUCAAGCGUGUCAUCGGCACGGCACCCGUCGGUAUCGAUGGUGUUGAGGGUCUCGUUACUGCUGCUGAGAGCGCCAUCCAGCUCCACGCCUUCAACGACGACGAGUGGUCCAAGGCCGAGCCCGUCUCGGAGGCCGAGGAGAACGCUCCCCUGCGUCCCACCCAGAUCCGCUACAACAGCUUCGGACCCAACCCUGACGCUGCAACUGUCGGCGUUGAGGUGGCUCCCUUCCGCAGCACGUGGGCCCAGUCUGCCUGGCAGCACCUCUUCUCCGAGGCGUACGACACCAAGCCCGAGGCCCUCCGACCCGAUCUGCCCGAGCAGACCUGGGUCGUCGAGGUCACCGAAAACCGCCGUCUCACUCCCGUCGACUACGACCGUAACGUCUUCCACAUGGAGCUCAGCACCAAGGGGACCGAUCUCAAGUACGAGGUCGGUGAGGCGCUCGGUAUUCACGGCUGGAACGACGAGCAGGAGGUUGCCGACUUCAUCAAGUGGGCUGGCUUCGAUGCCGACGAGAUCGUCAACGCUCCCAGCCUCACCGAGGCCGGCAAGCACGAGAGCCGCACCGUAUUCCAGACCCUGCAGCAGAACCUCGACAUCUUCGGUAAGCCUCCCAAGCGCUUCUACGAGGAGCUUGGCAAGCUGGCCAGCAAUCGCGACGAGGCUCGCUGGUUGCGCUUCAUCAGCUCCGCUGAGGGCUCGUUCACCUUUAAGAAGCUCUCGGAGAUCGAGACGCUCACGUACGCCGAUGUGCUCCGCAUGUUCCCCUCGGCCCGUCUGCCCAUCGACCAGCUGCUGACGCUCGUCGAGCCGAUCAAGCCUCGUCACUACUCGAUCGCUUCGGCUCAGGCUGCUGUCGGCGAGUCGAUUCACCUGCUGAUCGUCACCGUCGACUGGAAGACGCCCAGUGGUAGCCCUCGCUACGGUCAGUGCACGCGCUACCUGUCGCAGCUCAAGCCCGGUGCCAAGGUCACCGUCUCGCUCAAACCCUCGGUGAUGAAGCUGCCACCCAUCGACUCGCAGCCCAUCAUCAUGGCCGGUCUCGGUACCGGAGCUGCUCCCUUCCGUGCCUUCAUCCAGGCUCGUGCGCACAAGAAGGCCCAGGGCAUCGACGUCGGUCCUCUUGUCUACUACUUUGGCUCGCGCUACCGUUCCUCCGAGUAUUUGUACGGAGAGGAGCUCGAGGCUUACACGCAGGACGGCGUCAUCCAGCACAUGGGCCUCGCCUUCUCGCGUGACACGUCCAAGAAGGUCUACAUCCAGCACAAGAUCCUCGAGGACGGCGAUCUGCUGACGCAGUACCUCGGUCCCGAGAUCGAGAAGCUCGAGAAGGCUGGUGGCAAGGCCGAGGUGGUCCUGCAGGACGGUCUCAUCAACGACGAGGACGUCGAGGAGGGCCAGAAGGGUUACUUCUUCGUCUGCGGUCCUACCUGGCCCGUGCCCGACAUUCACGAGGCGCUCGUGGGCGCUUUCGUGAAGAAGGGCCUGACCAAGGACCAGGCCGAGAAGAAGAUGGAGGCCCUCAAGGAGGACGAGCGCUACGUUCUCGAGGUGUACUAG